Molecule: messenger RNA, 3622 nt
Organism: Diospyros lotus (date-plum)
Lineage: Eukaryota; Viridiplantae; Streptophyta; Magnoliopsida; Ericales; Ebenaceae
Product: pentatricopeptide repeat-containing protein At4g13650-like
Biological process (GO): RNA modification
Molecular function (GO): RNA binding; protein binding
Source: RefSeq, a predicted model, not a curated record
CAAGGUCAAUGGCAUUUGAUUUUCUUAAUUUGAUGGAACAACGUGAUGUGUGCGCCCAGUGUUCUAAAACGCGCUAGGCGCUGGUGGGGUGCUAGCCCGGGGCUACCUAGGUGAGGGCUAGAAAAUAUGCCUGGGUAACUAUAGAUAAUGACUUAGAACACAUAGGAGUAUGCUACUUGUUGAGAAUGGCUUAGGGAAAGGUUUACCGAAAAUUUUAUUUUAUUUUUUUCAUUCUUUUCUGAAUACCAUUCUCUCUCUCUCCCCCUGGGUACUCGGACGCCCCCAUUUUCAACCUUCUCACUCUUUUUCUCUCUCUCAAACCCGCUCUACCGAUUGCAUUGCAGCCCCCUGCCAACGUCGAUUGCACCGCUGUCGCCCCCGCCAACGUUGCUUGGACCGCAGUCAUCCCCACCCGGUUGGCUACAGAAACCUGUCGACGCGAGAGAGAAAUUGAAGAGAUGAUUAGCAGUGGCGGUGAUGAGAGAGAGAAAUUGGGGCCAAGGGAAAAUACUGAACACAAAUCCAAACACACAAAUCGGGGCCAAGAGAGAAAUCGAGGCCAAGAGAGAAAUCGAGGCCAAGGGAAGUUUUUAAGUCUUCGAAAAUUAGACGACCGAGGCUCCUAGGCACUGCCUAGGCGUCGAUUGGGCCGGCACCUAGGGUGCCGAUUUGCCUAUAUUCGCAACGGCCAAGGGCCGCCUAACGCCUCUACGGUGCCGCCUUUUAGAAUACUGUGUGCGCCAAUCAUCAGACCUACUUAUGGCUCUUGGAAGGAUGCCUCAAGUCUAGGCCUUUCAUUGAAGUUAAGAAACUUCAUGCUAGGAUCCUCAAGUCUGGCUUCGAUGGGGAUUGUGUUAUUAGCAGCCGACUCAUCAAUGGCUAUGCCACUUUUAGUAACAUAGAUGAUGCAGUACAGGUUUUUGUUAAUAUAUCUGACAGAAGUACAUCUACCUGGAAUGUAUUAAUGUCUGAAUUUUCUGGAAAGGAGCUGAAUGGUGAGGUGUUGGAGCUAUUCUCACGACUGCUAAGAGAAAAUGCUAUUCCAGAUGAAACCACGUUUCGACAUGUUCUAAGGGCUUGCCUUGGUUAUCAAGUUACCUUCUGGUAUGUGGAACAAAUUCAUGCUAAGAUUAUUUGACUUGGUUUUGCUACAAGUCCCCUUGUUUGCAAUCCUUUGAUUGAUUUGUACUCAAAAGAGUGGGUUUGUGAAUUCUGCUAAAAUGGUCUUUGAAAAAUUAUCUUUGAGGGACAAUGUUUCUUGGCUUGCUAUGAUAUCCGGUUUAUCUCAAAAUGGACAUGAAGAAGAAGCAAUCAUCUUAUUCCAUGAGAUGUACAGGUCUGGAAUAGUUCGUACUCCAUAUAUUUUUUCAAGUGUUGUAAGUGCUUGUAGCAAAAUACAGUUACUUGACAUGGGAAAGCAGCUUCAUACCCUUAUAUUUAAAUGGGCAUUUGAAUCUGAAACUUUUGCAUGUAAUGCACUUGUCACGUUGUAUUCCCAUUGUCAUGACUUUGUAUCUACUGAACAAGUUUUCAGCAACAUGCAAUGCAGGGAUGAAGUUUCAUAUAAUUCGCUCAUCUCAGGGCUUGCUCAGCGUGGAUUUAGUGAGAAAGCUCUUCAAUUGUUUGAGAAAAUGCAGCUUGAUUGUUUGAAACCUGAUAGUGUUACAUUAGCGAGCCUUGUGAGUGCCUGUGCAUCAGUGCAGGCACAUUUUAAGGGAAACCAGCUCCACUCUGCAAUAAAGGGUGGAAUCUCUUUUGAUAUCAUUAUUGAAGGAUCUCUUCUUGACCUUUAUGUAAAAUGUUUUGAUGUUGAAACUGUGCGUGAAUUCUUCCUUACAACUCAAAAGGUAAACAUCGUUCUAUGGAAUGUGAUGUUAGUGGCUUAUGGGCAAAUAAGUUAUCUGAGAGAGUCAUUUAAGAUAUUCUCAGAGAUGCAGAUUGAAGGCUUGACACCUAAUCAAUACACCUAUCCCAGUAUAUUGAGAACCUGCACGUUUGUGGGAGCUCUGUAUCUAGGGGAGCAGAUCCAUGGUCAAGUCAUAAAGAUUGGAUUUCAGCCAAAUGUUUAUGUUUGUAGUGUGCUUAUAGAUAUGUAUGCCAAGCAUGGAAAACUGGAUACUGCUCACAAAAUUCUCAGACGACUCAAUGAGAAAGAUGUUGUCUCCUGGACAGCUAUGAUUGCUGGAUAUGCCCAGCAUGAUCUGUUUGUUGAAGCCCUAACACUUUUUGAGGAAAUGCAAGACAAAGGGAUCCAUUCAGACAAUAUAGGAUUUUCAAGUGCCAUAAGUGCAUGUGUUGGAAUCCAAGCACUCAAUCAAGGACAACAAAUUCAUGCCCAAACAAUUAUCUCAGGUUACAAUAUGGAUCUUUCAAUUGGAAAUGCGCUUGUUUGUCUCUAUGCUAGAUGUGGUAGAAUUGAAGAUGCCUACUUAGCAUUUGAUAAAAUUGGUGCUAACUAUAAUAUUUCUUGGAAUGGGUUGAUAUCACGCUUUGCGCAGAGUGGUCACUGUGAGGAAGCACUUAAAGUAUUCUCUCAAAUGAAUUAUGUGGGAGUUGAACCCAAUAUGUUUACCUUUGGUUCUGCAGUUAGUGCUGGGGCUCAUACGACUAAUGUAAAACAAGGGAAGCAGAAUCACGCUAUGAUUAUAAAGAUGGGAUAUGAUAUAGAAAUUGAGGCAUCCAAUGUUUUAAUCACAUUGUAUGCUAAGUGUGGGAGUCUUGAUGAUGCCAAGAGAGAGUUUCUUGAAAUGCCUGUAAAAAAUGUAGUUUCUUGGAAUGCCACGAUCACAAGAUAUUCUCAACAUGGAUGUGGUGUGGAAGCAAUACAACUAGUUGAGGAAAUGAAAGGGCUUGGCAUGAUGCUGAACCAUGUCACCUUUAUUGGUGUUCUAUCAGCCUGUAGUGAUGUGGGCUUAGUAGACAAGGGACUCAGCUACUUUAACUCCAUGACUGAAGAACAUGGCCUAGAACCAAAAAUAGAACAUUAUGUUUGUGUGGUAGAUAUUCUUGGACGAGCUGGCUUUCUUCCCCGGGCUAGAGAAUUCAUAGAGGAUAAUGCCAUGAUUUGGAGGACCCUCUUAAGUGCUUGCACGGUGCAUAAGAGUAUGGAAAUUGGACAAUUAGCUGCUUGUCAUUUUUUGGAGCUUGAACCUAAAGAUUCAACAACUUGUGUUAUGCUAUCAAAUAUGUAUGCAGUUGCAAGGAAAUGGGAUUGUAGGGAUCAGGCUAGACAAAUGAUGAAAGUUAGAGGAGUAACGAUUGUAGGGAUCGUGUGUCUACUUCUCGUUCCCAUUCGAUUAGUGAUGUAGAAAUGGUAAUAGCAAAUCGGUUCUAUACACUAUUAGAGGCAGAUAUGGAUAUUCUUUCUCUUGAGGAAUUGCUAAUUUAGGUGGAGAGAGGGGUCUUAGAGGAGGCAAGUAUGGCGAUUGAUGACAGGGGUAAGCGGGAUCAUGUUGAGGAAGAUGAUGAUUCGUUUGAAAGGGCAGGUAGUUCGAGAUCUGAUUUUGUUCCAGUCAAAUCAAAGCCUCAGAAGAAGAAGGAGAUGAAUGCUAAAGCAAGAGCUAUGCAGGGAUCUGAUAUAGGCGGCCCUGUGCUGACGGUCCCAGCAUGAGUCAAUCCGUAG